This is a messenger RNA of Drosophila obscura, 2992 nucleotides long. Its product is annotated as periodic tryptophan protein 2 homolog. The transcript is spliced from 10 exons. Gene Ontology annotation, cellular component: small-subunit processome; Pwp2p-containing subcomplex of 90S preribosome. NCBI's taxonomy places the organism in Eukaryota, Metazoa, Arthropoda, Insecta, Diptera, Drosophilidae. Gene Ontology annotation, molecular function: protein binding. The record is from RefSeq and is a predicted model, not a curated record. Bases 89 to 2935 code for a protein of 948 amino acids. Gene Ontology annotation, biological process: ribosomal small subunit assembly; maturation of SSU-rRNA from tricistronic rRNA transcript (SSU-rRNA, 5.8S rRNA, LSU-rRNA).
UGCCAACACUGCCUGUCUGACAACUAAGUGGCAGAGCCAACACGUGCGGGAGUUUUGUUUUGUUUUUUGCUAGGAACCAGCCAACAAAAUGAAAUUUUCUUACAAAUUUUCCAACUUGUUGGGUACAAUUUAUCGCAAUGGAAAUUUGGUCUUCUCGCCGGAUGGAAAUUCAGUUAUUAGUCCCGUGGGCAAUCGGAUAACGGUGCACGAUUUGAAAAACAACAAAUCACGCACACUUUCAUUGGAGUCUCGCUAUAAUUACACGAACAUUGCACUCUCUCCGGAUGGAAGCCUGCUGAUCGCUGUCAACGAGCAGGGCGAUGCUCAACUCAUCAGCAUGAUGUCCUGCACGGUGAUACACAGACACAAAUUCCAAACUGGCGUGCAGUGCAUCUGCUUCAGUCCCGACGGCAAAUAUUUUGCCGUGGCGCGUGAGAAUUUGGUGCUCAUCUUCUGCGCACCUGGAGAAAUCACCGGAGAGUACAAUCCGUUUGUGCUGAAACGAAGCUUCCUCGGUGGCUAUGAUGAUGUUACCUGGCUGGAUUGGUCGUCUGAUUCUCGGUUACUGGCCAUUGGCUGCCGUGACAGCUCCACAAAGAUCUGCGCUGUCAACUACACAACGAAUUUCCGCACCUACAACUUAAGUGGGCACACAGACGGCAUUGUGUCCUGCUUCUUCGAAGCCAACAGCUUACAUCUCAACACAAUCAGUCGGAAUGGACAGCUGUGUUUGUGGGAAUGCAGUUUGGCCCCAUCGGAUUUGGAGAAUGCAGAGAAACCAGAGGUGCCAGCGCCAAAAAGCCGGAGGCUAGAGCAAAAAGACUCGGACAAUGAAUCCGAAGACGAUGUGGAAAACGUGGUAGAGAAGCAAGCUUUAAAAGAAGACUCGGCAGCUAUCGCCCACGAUGUGAAUGAACUGAAGGACGAGGCAGUCAAGAAGAUGCAUCCUUUCUUUUAUAAGAAGCUGGCCCGACACUAUCUGGCUGAUGAACCACGCAAGGAGCAAAGGGAUGCCCAGUUGACGGCAGCCAACUACAAUAGGCGCACCAAGGUAUUGGUUGUGGCCUUCAGCACCGGAGCAUUCUACCUAUACGAGCUGCCCGAUGUGAACAUGAUCCACUCGCUGAGCAUUUCCGACUAUCCCAUCUCGGCGGCUAUGUUCAACAGCACUGGUGAUUGGGUGGCCUUGGCGUCGCGUGAGAUCGGACAACUCUUGGUCUGGGAAUGGCAAAGCGAGCAGUAUAUCAUGAAGCAACAGGGCCACAGUAGCGAGAUGACAUGCAUUGCCUACUCCUCCGAUGGCCAGUACAUUGCCACUGGCGGUGAGGACUCCAAGGUGAAGCUGUGGAACACCCAAAGCAGCUUCUGUUUCGUCACCUUCAGUGAGCACACCAGCGGUGUGACUGGCAUACAGUUCAGUAGGAACAAGAAGUUUUUGGUCAGCAGCUCCCUCGAUGGCACAGUGCGUGCCUUUGAUGUCAUCAGAUAUCGCAACUUUAGGACCUUUACGUCACCGAGUCCCGCGCAAUUUUCUUGCGUCGCAGUGGACAAUUCCGGUGAGUUGGUCGUGGCAGGUGGGCAGGAUAUCUUCGACAUAUUCCUUUGGUCGGUGAAAACGGGCAAACUGCUAGAGAUCAUCAGCGGCCAUGAGGGUCCAGUUGUCUCGUUAGCUUUCUCGCCAGUUGCCACAUCAUCCACUCUGGUUUCCGGCUCUUGGGACAAGACAAUCAAGAUUUGGAAUUGCCUGGAGAGCAACAGCGAGCAUGAAACUAUUGACGCUGUCUCAGAUGUCACAAAUGUGACAUUCAGUCCCAGCGGUGAAGAGAUUGCUGUGGCCACUCUGAGCGGUAACAUAACCAUUUUUGACAUCAAAUCUGCCAGCCAAGUGACCAGCAUAGAGGGACGCAAUGAUCUGAGCAGCGGUCGCAUGGAAACCGAUGUGAUAACAGCCAAGAAGAAUGCCCAAGCCAAUUACUUCUCUACCAUUGAGUACUCUGCGGAUGGAGAGUGUCUGCUGGCUGCCGGAAAGUCUCCCAAUAUUUGUAUAUACCAUGUGAAGGAGGCCAUCCUCCUCAAGAAAUUCCAGAUCACUCAGAACCACAGCUUAGAUGGCCUGAAUGAUUAUAUCAGUCGUAAGCAUUUAAGCGAGUUCGGCAAUAUGGCACUGGUGGAGCAACGCGAAGAGUUCGAGGGUGGAAAGGUUGCCAUUCGACUGCCUGGUGUACGCAAAGGGGACAUGUCCUCCCGCCGCUUUCAGCCCGAGGUGAGAGUGUUCUCUGUGAAGUUCUCGCCUACUGGUCAGGCUUUUGCCGCUGCUGGAACUGAGGGACUCUGCAUCUAUGCAUUGGAUAAGGGCGUUGUCUUUGAUCCGUUUGACUUGUCGCUGGAGGUGACGCCCAAGGCGGUCCAUGAGUCCCUUAAAAAGCUGGACUUUACAAAGGCGCUGGUUAUGUCCUUGAAGCUAAAUGAACCCAAUUUGAUUGCUUUGGUGGUGGAGCGUGUGCCGUACAGGGAUAUCGAACUAGUCUGUGCGGAUCUAUCAACAGACUUUGCCCAGCGCUUGUUGCAGCAAUUGGCUCGCCUCUUGCAGUCCACGCCACACAUUGAGUUCUAUCUGCAAUGGAGCUGCUGCCUACUGACACAGCAUGGAAAUCAGGAUGGCGUCUUCCAGCACACUGGCCUGCUGGCCCUGCAUGAAAUCCUCUCCAGAAAAUAUGAAACCCUCAAUAAAAUCUGUGACUAUAACAAGUACACAUUGAGGGUUCUCCUGGACAGGGCCGAUAAGUUGGAUCAAGAGAAUGAGGGCAACAAGAGUACCAAUGACGGGGACAGCGAUGAUGAUAUGCUGCUUAUUAGAACAAAAGAGGAUAGUUCAUCGCAGAUGCAGUUUAGCGACGAGGAGGAGAGUGCCACCGAAUCCGAGGAUGAUGAAUAGAGAAUCCUUCUUUUUGAUUGUGUUUAAAUGCAAUUAUUAGUUUGUUUGUUAAAUGUA